This is a messenger RNA of Pygocentrus nattereri (red-bellied piranha), 1208 nucleotides long. Its product is annotated as PEST proteolytic signal containing nuclear protein. Gene Ontology annotation, biological process: protein ubiquitination; proteasome-mediated ubiquitin-dependent protein catabolic process. The transcript has 5 exons. Bases 16 to 663 code for a protein of 215 amino acids. Gene Ontology annotation, cellular component: nucleus. The record is from RefSeq and is a predicted model, not a curated record. NCBI's taxonomy places the organism in Eukaryota, Metazoa, Chordata, Actinopteri, Characiformes, Serrasalmidae.
UAUCUAGUGCCCUACAUGGUGCCCUAUCUAGGGCGCAGGGGACCAAUCGAGGCUGUUUACGCCAGAACGCGGCGUGGAGAGCCAGCGCGCAUGCGCAUCUCAGGCAGCCGGCGUCGGCCCCUUCCCGGCCCCCGUCCGUUCGCCCGCCGCGUUUCCAGCUCAAUGGCGAACGAGCAGCAGUGGGACGGAGUGGAGCAGCACGGAGGAGCAGGACCAGAGGAGAAGGGAGGCAGUGUGAAAAGUAACACUGUCUCUUCCAGUACCGGCCCUGGGGGAGGCCUGGGGAAGCGCCCGGCCAGCAGCAGCAGCAGCAGCAGGACAGAGGAUGAGUGCAAAAAACAGCAUGUGCCCUUCAAACUGGCCAAACCGGGCUUUAGUGCAGCCAGCCAGUCUCUGAAGAAGUCCCCAAUUUCCAUCAAGCUGGGAGCUAGUAAACCUAAGGAAGCUGCACCUGCCGUACCGGUCAAAAAACCUGCAUCGGUUUUCGACGACGACGACAGUGAACCAGAGGAGAUGCCUCCAGAAGCUAAGAUGAGGAUGAAAAACAUCGGAAGGGACACGCCCACUUCAGCUGGCCCCAAUUCCUUCAACAAAGGCAAGCAGGGAUUCUCCGACCAUCAGAAACUCUGGGAAAGGAAGCUUAAAAGCCUGACAGACAAGUAGCUGCUCGGCGUUACGGCUUAUGGUAGAGGUUUUUUUGUUUGUUUUUUUUGCUUUGAAAUCUGUCAAUUUGUCUCUUUUGUUUUCGAUGAACUUUGUAAAAAUGUACAUAUAUGAUGGGAUGUUUCCACUAUAAAGCGUCUUUUUAUUGUAGGUAUGAUUGUGAUUUUUACCACGCUGUUGUGGCUUCAAGAACGCCUUCCUUUGCAAACUGAAAAUCUAUAUAGAUGAACAUUCAGCAUCCUCUAGAUUCAUAACUUGCUUGUCCAUGUAUAGCUCUUGGUGAAAAUCAGCCAAGCGUGCCACCCCCCCCUCAUCCCCCCCAACCCAACCCAUAAGUGUAGUUAAUAAAUUACUGUUUAAUUACUAUAGAGGUUAUUAUUAGAAAAGAAUAAUGAAGUAUAGAGUUUAUGGGGAUUGCUGCUGAGUACAGUAUAUGGCAUCAGAGAUAUAAGAAAGGUUUACAGGACAUGAUCCUGUGCUCUCCAUAUUGUGAUUCGUUUUUGGUUUUCUUUUGGAAAGAGCAUUAAAACUGAUUGAAGAGACAA